Molecule: messenger RNA, 1466 nt
Organism: Sitodiplosis mosellana (orange wheat blossom midge)
Lineage: Eukaryota; Metazoa; Arthropoda; Insecta; Diptera; Cecidomyiidae
Product: 2-aminoethanethiol dioxygenase
Exons: 2
Coding region: 381-1160 (259 amino acids)
Cellular component (GO): mitochondrion
Molecular function (GO): oxidoreductase activity, acting on single donors with incorporation of molecular oxygen, incorporation of two atoms of oxygen
Source: RefSeq, a predicted model, not a curated record
AAUUUUCGUUUUAUUUUCAUGAAAAUAUUUAAAUAAAAAUAAAUUCAUUUUUCGAGAAUAAUCCAUUCGAUUGCUCGUGCACAAGUGCAAACAUUUGAAGAAAAAAAAUGUUGCAUACAACGAUAUGACAACUGGACAGUAUGCAGCCAUAAAUAUUCAGUAUGAACGUACGUCAAGUUUGAAGAGGUACGUGAGAAAUUAAGCGUACAGAUAUCAAAACAAAGAUCAUAAGAAAAAAAAGCUGAUAAGUUUCACCACAUUACGAUAAAGUAUUUGUUUUUGUUUACGACGUUCAACUCGGAUCAUCACAUUCGAAGAAAUUCGUCAUCCUAAUUUGUUGUGCGAUUGAUUGUUGUUUGUUGGGGCGGAGAAGAAGAAAAAUGUCGGUAUUAUUUGCUCGUGUGGUCAAACAGGCGCUCAUAACAUUCGAACGGGACAACUAUGCAGCGUUCAAGGCAAAUUUCAAUAUACUAAAGCAAUUAGUCGAUCAAUUGACGUCGAGCGAUCUGAAUAUACCAGCGGAAGUGUUGGGUUCGAACAGUUUUCAGCAUCCGUCAGCACGCGCUCCAGUCAAAUACAUCGAAAUACUCGAGCACAAAACGUUCACAAUGAGUGUCUUCAUAGUGACCAACAAGUAUACGAUGCCCCUGCACGAUCAUCCGGGCCAUGGUUUGCUACGUGUUAUAUCGGGAACGGCACGAAUUCAGAGUUACACACUCGAGCAUCCGCUACAGAAUACACCACACAUUUUAUCGGUCAUCGAAGAAGCACCAACGGAAUUCUCACCAAAGAGUGGGUGCUCCAUACUCACACCGACCACACGAAAUAUUCACGAAAUCACCGCCACCGGCAACAGUACAGCUGCAUUUUUCGACAUUCUCAGUCCGCCAUAUGAAUCGGAAAUUUCAUUGUAUGGACCAAAGAAAUGCUUAUUUUAUCGCAAAAUACCGUUCAAACCGAUGGCACCGACCGAUUCGCCAAAUCGAAACACCGGCCACAGUGCCACCGACGCAGAGGCUUCAGCUAAAUCAAAACAAAUUGCUUAUUUACAACAAAUUCGUGUACCCAACCACUAUUACUGUGAUAACAUUUACUAUAAUCCUCCCGAAUUUUUGACUAAUCUUAAUCUAUUGAAUUCACUUGACGAAGAAGCAACGUAGGAAAUCGAAUCGAAUCAAUUGAAUAGAAGAAGAAUUAAACACACAUACACACAAAUUGUACAUUCAUUUCAAAGUAGUUUAGCAAAUAUUUUAUUUUAUUCGAAAUACCGCAUUGAUUUUGAAAGAAAACAUAUAAAAAAACACCUAAGAACCGAUGGAUGUGUUCGAAAUACCUAAAUAACAAUUGCCUUUUUUUCUCUUAUUUUCUUUUUCUCUUCAAAUUUAGACUAAAUAAAUCAAUGUAAAAGUUUAAUUCAAACAAAAACAAAAUCACAAAAUUUCAUAAUAAAGCCUUUGACACCGAUA